ACUGCCACAAACAAAUAGCGAUCACCACAGCACAGAAUAAAAAGACGCCCACGUCGGCCUUAGCAGACAAGUUAAGAGACCUAUACCGAGAUCUCACGGAACUCAAUGCCCAAAAGACCCAAUAUUUCCUACACAGACUGAGGGCCAACACGUACCACCACAGUGGCAAGGCAUCCAAAUACCUGGCCAAUAGACUCAGAACCAGACAGGCCGCCAAUAGAAUCCCAUAUCUCAUAGGACACACAGGAGAUAAGCUCAUGAACCCCGCGGACAUAGUGCAGGAAUUUGCACACUUCUACAAACAGCUAUACAACCUAGAUUCAAGUGGAGGCGCAAAAGCCCCGGGAACACACUCUAUUCGUAGAUACUUACAAGAUAUAGAACUCCCUAAAAUAGAUCAGAACUCA
Pelobates cultripes (western spadefoot toad) is the source of this 407-nucleotide messenger RNA. NCBI's taxonomy places the organism in Eukaryota, Metazoa, Chordata, Amphibia, Anura, Pelobatidae. The record is from the annotation of a GenBank genome assembly.